This is a messenger RNA of Enhydra lutris kenyoni (northern sea otter), 465 nucleotides long. RefSeq names its product cystatin-9-like. Bases 1 to 465 code for a protein of 154 amino acids. Lineage: Eukaryota; Metazoa; Chordata; Mammalia; Carnivora; Mustelidae. The transcript is spliced from 3 exons. The record is from RefSeq and is a predicted model, not a curated record. Gene Ontology annotation, molecular function: cysteine-type endopeptidase inhibitor activity. Gene Ontology annotation, biological process: antimicrobial humoral response.
AUGCUGCACUUGUUGUUCAGGUGGGCUCUGCCCCGGGCCAUGCUCCUGCUACUGCUAGGUUCCCAGCUCCUAGUGACUCCUGGGUCAAGAUCUGAAGAGGAAGCAGAGAAUAAAUACCAAAAUGCCAUGCGAAGCUACUUCCUUGGUACAGUGGAGUAUGCCUUACAUAUCUUCAACUUGCAAAGCAAUGACACAAGGGCCUACAGGCUGGUGCGCAUCCUGAAUUCCAGGAGGGAGCUGUCAUUGGAGAAGAACACUAUGGCGUUCUCCAUGGAGCUGCAGCUUAGAAGAACAAGAUGUGGAAAAUUUGACGACGACAUUGACAACUGUCCCUUUCAAGAAAGUUCAGGGCAGAACAACAUCAUCACCUGCUUCUUCAUCAUCAGCACUGAGCCCUGGAAUACAGAGUUCGAACUCUGGAACAAGACCUGCUUGGAGGGGCACCUGCAUGGCUCAGUUGGCUAA